GUUUCAGUCGAACGUUGUGUCGGCUCGUUGUUGCCUGGAGACGGCUCGGGUAGCUGUUGCUAUAGGAAAGCUGGCCCUGGAAAAACCUGCACGCGCCGACUAUCUCUGAACAUUCUAGAAUUCCGCAGGAUGUCUGCACUUCCUGCAAAGCCCGGACUGCGCCACAGUGUGUCAGAGUGGUACAGCAACAACCACCAGCUGUCUGGCACAGCACAACAUGAGCAAUAUGUUUCUAACGUGAUCCGGCAGGAAGGGAGGUCACUACGCAACGAGACCAGCUGUAAGACAACCUGGGAUGAAAGCGAUACCUCUCGCAGGUUGAGUGACCGGGUCUGGGAUGUUGCCCGGUGGAAAGAGGCGUUAGAAACCUGCGCACAGAAAGUGGAUGAAGAGAUGGAGGCUCUGACCCUGUCUAAAGAGCAAACCGAGCAGGCCCUGGCUGCGACUGCUGUUCCCCUGGAGGUCUGUAGCGAAUGCUUGACACUGAGGGACAGACGGCGAGGGUUCGAGCUUGUCACUGACCCCGUAGACAAGCAGCUGAAAAAAGAAGCAGAGCUGAUUGAAAGAGUGCAGCAAGUUCUGCAGCAGCACAUAGACAAGGCCUUUGAGCAGCUGUGUGUUUUGCAGGAGGCUCGGCAUCAGCUGACCGCUGACCUCCAGAACAAGAUGGACGCCCUGGACAUUGAUAUGUCCUGCUUGUCACUUACAAUAAAGUCACCUCAGAUCUCCCUGAAGACCAACCCAACUCGCAUACCAUCUGGUUCCUCCACCCCCCAAGAGUGGCUCCAGUUCAGCCAGUAUAAUGUGGCUCGUGCCCAGGAGGCCAUACAGGUGUCCCAGCAAAUGAGGGAGGACAUGAGUCUCACCAGAGCCCAGCUCCAGAAUGAGUUGAACACUCAGCACAGGGCCACAGAGUUUGCUCUUCGUAAGCGUAAUCACCAUGAAGAGCAAGCCCGCGAUGAGCUGGAGUGGCAAAUAAGAAAUACUGAAGAUGAAAUGGCAGAAAUGGAGAGCGAUAUCCACGGGCUGGAUGCAGAUCUGCUGGCGAAGACGGCCUCCCUGAAACUGGCUCACACCCGACUGGAGAACAGGACCAACAGACCUGGCAUGGACCUGUGCAGAGACGAGGUGCAGCACGGCCUCGUUAAUGAAGUCCAUCAGCUGGAGGCCACAAUCAUGGCUCUGAAACAGAAGCUGUCUGAGGCUCAGCACUCCCUGCAGAAGAUGAAGCUCCAUCGCGCUCGCAUGCUGCAGGAUCUUUCCAGAAAACAGGAAGCUCUGUCUCUGGAACAACGAAGCAUGAACACCCGGACCCGCCUCACAUCCACCUCCUGCACUGAUAAAACCCCGGUGCUGCUGGUCCCACUCACAAACUCCAGUGGGAGGAGCAACCUGCAGCUGCUGGCUCAGUAAGACGACGGUAUCCAGUUUUUGAAGGGAAGGGAUACAACUCAACAAAUAUAUUAGGAUGAUUCAGUCAUUUUUAGCUUUGACGUCAUGUUUUUAACCCUUUACAUGACAGAAAUGUUCUCUCCAUACUUCAGAUACAUUCAACUCUGAUGUCUUAAAUGAAUUAAUCAUCCCCAUUACUGAAGAAGAAAACAUUUUCCUGUGUUUUAAUUUAUUGAUUUCAACAUGAACUGUCAUCCUCUUGCAAAAAAUGUUCUCCUGGACCUUCUUUUGUGUGGUUAAUAUGCGUUUAGCUGUGUUGUGUUAAAUUAUCAGUUAUGUGCUUUACCUGUGUCUAUUUAACUUCCAAAACAUCCAAAUUAUGUUUAAAAUGUAGAUUAUAUGCUUGCUUCCUUUGUCUUAAUUAAACAUUUAGUCAAGAUAUUUCUGGCAUCUGAAUCUAUUCGUGCAUUUGAGGUUGUCUUUUUUUAGAAUUUAGUGACUGUGUACAAAAUUCCCAAGUGGAGGUGCUCACGUUCAUGCCUGGUAAGGUCAUUACUUUUAUCGACCAUUAGCUUUAAUGGCUGUGUUUGGCCUCAUCAUAUUGUUUGAUCAACUGAUGCUGUUUGGAGCAUGAAGACGGUGAUAAUGACGUGAACUUUGACUCAUACAGCAUAUGCAGUUUAGAUAAAAAAUCUGGUAAACAGGCACUAAAUACGGCCCCUGAGACAAUAAACCCCCUUUAACUCUCA
Siniperca chuatsi (mandarin fish) is the source of this 2141-nucleotide messenger RNA. It is a transcript of the gene tekt2, whose product is annotated as tektin 2 (testicular). The record is from RefSeq and is a predicted model, not a curated record. Bases 130 to 1413 code for a protein of 427 amino acids. Gene Ontology annotation, biological process: cilium movement involved in cell motility; cilium assembly. Gene Ontology annotation, cellular component: nucleus; microtubule cytoskeleton. NCBI's taxonomy places the organism in Eukaryota, Metazoa, Chordata, Actinopteri, Centrarchiformes, Sinipercidae. The transcript is spliced from 10 exons.